GCGCCAUCAUGGCCCCCUUCAGGAAGGAGGUAUUGAAUUGCUGCUGGUCGAACAAUGUAAGCGCAUUCCUCCCUGGUUUACUGCUGGAAAGAAGUCACUGAAUUCAGGAUGAAUGACAUGAACCUGAGUCCAGUGGGCAUGGACCAGCUCAGUGUGUCUUCAGUCAGUGCAAGCCACUUGGGCUUGGCCACCUCACCCCCACAUAAUGCCAUUCCCACACCAGGAAUGCCGGUGGCCAUCCCCAACUUAGGUCCUUCCUUAGGCUCCCUUCCUUCUGCACUGUCCCUGAUGUUGCCAAUGGGACCGCUAGGGGAUAGAGGAGUGAUGUGUGGCCUUCCGGAGAGGAAUUAUUCCCUGCCUCCGCCUCCGUACCCCCACUUGGAGAGCAGCUACUUCCGACAUAUAUUACCAGGUAUUUUGUCCUAUUUGGCGGACCGUCCACCUCCACAGUACAUCCACCCCAGCAGCCUCAACAUGGAUGGAACCCUAUCUGUGUCGAGCAACAACCCCUCAGGUCUUGACCCUUACAGUACAGCAGGCGGCCCACUAGAGCAAGGCCUGGUUUCCAUGGACUCAAGGCAGGCCAGCGGGCACGGAGACCUCCACCAGCCUGGGGCUCAUGAGCUGGACUCUACAGGGUUAGCAAUCGAGUCACGUGUCAGCAGCCCAAUGUCGCCAGACAGGAUGGGAGAGGAGCUGGCCACCAUGGAUGGGGUCGGGGUGUCGGACACCCAGCAGCAGCUUGGAGGAGGCAGGCCACAUGAGGGCCUCCCUGGGGUGGACUCUUCUGGAGGGGUGAUGCCUCUGCAUGGACCUGCUGUGCUGGAGCUCCCUGUGGUGAUGGAGUCUGACCACAUGGGGGGCCGUUUGGGGAAUGCAGGCGGAGGAGGCGCAGUGGGACUCGGGGAGCAGCUUCACUCAAACGGUGAGCUCAGCUCUGGUGUCGUUAGUGUGGUGCUCACGAGUUCCAUAGGCAACCAGGGUCAGCUUGGCCCCGUAUCCCUUCAUGGUCACUCUGGGAUGGGACUAGAUGUUGUAAACGUCUCCCCCAUCACCACUGAGGUAUCACUGGGUCCAGAAAACAACAUGGUGCUCGUCAACUCCAGCUUACAACUUGAGGAUUCAACUUCAAACAAAGAGGGAAUGGUCGCUGCUUACAUUUGGUGCACACUGUGUGAGCGCUCAUACACCUCAGACUGCCCAGAGCACGGCCCGGUCACCUUCAUCCCAGACACGCCCAUUCAAAGCCGGGCUCGCCUCUCUAUUCCACGCCCACUGUGCCUGCGCAUCUCCGUGGCUGACGAGCCGCUUGGUGUGUUUGCAAGAGACGUCAUUCCGGCAAGGACAUGCUUCGGCCCUAUGGUUGGCCAGCACUGUAGCAACGUGGAGCUCCCUGAUUGGCCGGAAAAAGACACACCUCAGAUAUGGAAGAUGUACCACAACAAUGUGCUGGACUUCUACAUCGUGACAGCAGAUGAGAAUGAAUGCAACUGGAUGAUGUUUGUCCACAAAGCAAGGAAUCGUGAAGAGCAGAACCUUGUCGCAUACUCUGCCAAUGGUAAACUCUUCUUCUGCACAACCGUGGAGAUCCACCCAGACCAGGAGCUGCGCCUCUACUACAGCCGAGACUACUGCAGACUGAUGGGUGUUCCUCCUUUGCCUGAGACCCAGCUCUGCCAGUGCGGCAAAGACUGCUCCUCCUUUUCUGACCUCAAACCUCACAUGAGUGGCCAUAGCCAGCCCCCACACAGCCACAGCCCAACACAGCAGGAGCAACCGCCUCAACAACAACAGCAGCAGCAGCAGCAUGAGAAGCUAACCAACGGGACCUCAAGCUCUUCUUCCUCCUCUCCGUGGCCCGGCCACACGGCAGCACAGACUAACGGCGACAACUGCAACAGGAGUGACAAUAAUCAGAAUAGCACUACUAUUACUACUACUACAACUACUACUACUACGACCACCUCAAGAACAAACUCAAAGAGUCAGGUGCGGGAGAAGAAGUUCAAGUGCAGCAUGUGUUCCCGAGCUUUCAUUACGUCCACCAAACUCAACGUGCACUUCAUGGGUCACGUGGGCAUGAAGCCUCAUAAGUGUGAAUACUGCAGCAAGGCUUUUAGCGAUCCAAGCAACCUCAGGAUGCACCUCAAAAUUCACACAGGUCAGAAGAACUACAGAUGCACGGUGUGCGAGAAGUCGUUCACGCAGAAAUCCCACGUGGCGUCACACAUGCUCAUACACACCGGCGCUGAGAAGCUCAAGUGCGACCUGUGCGAGCGGACCUUCAUCAGAAAACAGGACCUGAACCAGCACAUGUUGUCUCACACGCACGAGCGUCGCAUCCAGUGCCCCAAGUGCAACAAGCAUUUCAUGAAGACCAACCACCUGAAGAAGCACAUGAACUCCCACGAGGGUCGCAGAGACUUUGUCUGCGAGAAGUGCCACAAGGCCUUCCUCACCAAAUACCACCUCACUCGACACCUGAAGAUAUGCAAAGGGCCCAAGGCGGAGCGCUCGUCCCGCAAGGAGCAACGCGAAGAGGAGGAGGAGGAGGAGGAAGAAGAGGAGGAGGAAGAGGAAGAAACGGACGGUAGAGGAAGCGCCGAAAGACUCAUGGACUCUGGCAGGAGUGAAGACUGUUGUUUAGAUGUUGGAGGAUACAACUCUGAAAAGUCCCUGUCACCUCCUCAUUAAUGUUAAAUUAUUCACACACAAUACCUUAGACCAGGGGUCGUCAACCCAAAAUGUUGAAAGAGCCAUAUUGGACCAAAAAUACAAAAACAAAUCUGUCUGGAGCCGCAAAAAAAUUAAAGACAUACUGUACAGAUAGUGUGUCAUGGAAUUAAGAGGACUUAAAGGAAACUAAAUGAGCUCAAAUAUAGCUACAAAUGAGGCAUAAUGAUGCAAUAUGUACAUAUAGCUAGCCUAAUUAGCCUGUUAGCAUCGAUUAGCUUGCAGUCAUGCAGUGACCAAAUAUGUCUGAUUAGCACUCCACACAAGUCAAUAACAUCAACAAAACUCACCUUUCAUGCACAACCUUAAAAGUUUGGGGGACAAAAUGAGACAGAAAAAGAAGUGGCAUAAAACACGUCCUAGAAAGUCGGAGAAAGUUAUACUUGUAAACAAACUACGGUGUGUUCAAGGACCGCCAAAAUUAGUAGGACAAAACGGCGCUCGCCAAAUACUCGAAUCAGUGAAGCAUGUUUAAUAUAAACAGUGUGCUUUGUAACAAUUAGGGAGGUUUGUGUCAUGUUUGUCCUCCUACAGAAACCAUAUUAAAACAAAAAUAUAUUUUUCCAUUUUUCAUACAUUUUUUGAAAAAGCUCCAGAGAGCCACUAAGGCGGCGCUAAAGAGCCGCAUGCGGCUCGAGAGCCGCGGGUUGCCGACCCCUGCCUUAGACUAAUAUUUACCUCCGCUUGUUGCAUACAUUUGCCAGCAUGUUGGAUUUUACAUUUAUAUUUUAUCUUAAGCAUAUCAGAGCUGCUAAAAUAUUUUUGUAUUACAAGAAAAUGUACAUCUUAAGUUGGAUUGUAUUUCAUUUCCUUUUUACUCAUUUAACUGGUGAGCGAUGUGUAAUUAUUAGAGAUGCGCGGUUUGCGGGCACAACCGCGGAGUCCGCGGAUUAUCCGCGGAUCGGGCGGAUGAAAUUAAAGAAAAUUAGAUUUUAUCCGCGGGUCGGAUCGGGUCGGGUGGUUGAAAUAAAAAAAAAUUAGAUUUUAAAUAGAUUCAGGCGGGUGGCAGUUAAACCAAUUGGGAAAUAUAUAUACAUAGUUAAAUGUUGUUACCCACAUACGAAAAACGAGCAGGCACCUGCAGCAUAUGCCACAACAGAAGAAAAAAAAAAAAAGAGAUGGACACUUUUACGGAGCGGAGAAGGGACGCCUCGCCGGGGUCCGGGACGGAGGCCCCUUCCCCCGAGAGGGCCCCACCGGGAGCCGUAGCUGAGGCGAUCCGCGAGAAGGGCCCGACGCACGUCCAGGGUCACCACCGCGCCCACCGCACCGACACACCGCCUCGUCCGCCAGCAGAUAAGCAGCUUACCUGCCCGCCACCCCCGUGGCCGGGGGCUCGUAACAGGGGUCACUCCGCGCGCUCCGCCCGCGCAGCUUACCUGCCCGCCACCCCUGUUGCCGGGGGCGCGUAACAGGGGUCACUCCGCGCGCAGUGCGCUCACGAAAGGGGUGGGGCUCACCCUGGUUGAUAUAGACAGCAGCUAGGACGGUGGCCAUGGAAGUUGGAACCCACUAAGGAGUGUGUAACAACCCACCUGCCGAAUCAACUAGCCCUGAAAAUGGAUGGCGCUGGAGCGUCGGGCCCAUAUACCCGGCCGUCGCCGGCAGCGAGAUGCGCUUGGAGGUGCGCUCAGCGCGGCUCCCAUAUGAUUGCGCACUGGUGUGCGUCUGGAUCGUGACAGCGUGGCACGCGAAUGUCUGUGCUGCAUUGGAUCAGUCUCCUUUCUUUAACAGGCAAAAGCUUUAUAACCUCACUAAUGCCUUGCAUCGUCUAUAUUAGAUAUAUAACAAAGGGCGGGUGCGGGCGGAUGCGGUUCUGAUCAAAUGUUAGAUCGGGUGGAUUGCGGAUGGUUGACGACUUUCUGAUGCGGUUGCGGAUGAAAUAAUUGCCUAUCCGCGCAUCUCUAGUAAUUAUUAUUUGUACCAUACUUUGACUCACUCUCUUUCAUAGUCACUUUUUAAAUUAAAUUGUAGCUGCUUAUUGCAUUUAGUUAUCAUGUACUGUUAUUUAUCAUAAGGAGAUGUUGGGGCAUUAAGCGAUCCUUAAUUCUAAAGACCCCGAACGGGACAAGCGGUAGGAAAUGGAUGGAUGGAUGGAAUUUAAUAGUGCCAGUGUGUUUGUUGCAUACCGGAUUAUUAAAUGCUCAUUUUAAUUGUA
Messenger RNA from Nerophis lumbriciformis (worm pipefish), 4891 nucleotides. RefSeq names its product PR domain containing 4 (gene prdm4). Gene Ontology annotation, biological process: regulation of gene expression. Gene Ontology annotation, cellular component: nucleus. The record is from RefSeq and is a predicted model, not a curated record. Gene Ontology annotation, molecular function: protein binding; DNA-binding transcription factor activity, RNA polymerase II-specific. NCBI's taxonomy places the organism in Eukaryota, Metazoa, Chordata, Actinopteri, Syngnathiformes, Syngnathidae.